AUGCUCCUACCAUGCCUUCUAUGUGAUCUGCAGAUGGACCGAGAACAAACGGGUCACAUCGCAGAGUUAGGCUUCCAGACAAAUUUCCAACUUCGUGAACAUCUGGUAGAGUGUCACGCUAAAUUCGUGGCUCGCGCCCUACUCGCUCCCAAUGUCACCAAGAAAACCCAUUUCUGGCUUCUCACCAAUAUUGCUUAUCAUAGUGAAAAUGUGAGAGACGAUUUUCUGUACGAUGCUUUCGCAGAGACGGCAUUGGAAUCCACAAAGCAAUCGUCAAUACCCCAAGAUGAUCGUGAUAAUGAUGAAUCUUACCUGAAUUCACAAAAACAGAAACCUUUAGAAAGCGAUGAUCCUGAAGAAGCCGAUUAUCAGCCAAUAGCAAAACGAUCUAAUGUUGUGAGGAUUUAA
This is a messenger RNA of Brugia pahangi, 408 nucleotides long. The record is from the annotation of a GenBank genome assembly. NCBI's taxonomy places the organism in Eukaryota, Metazoa, Nematoda, Chromadorea, Rhabditida, Onchocercidae.